Molecule: messenger RNA, 4780 nt
Organism: Vicugna pacos (alpaca)
Lineage: Eukaryota; Metazoa; Chordata; Mammalia; Artiodactyla; Camelidae
Source: RefSeq, a predicted model, not a curated record
AGCCUGCCGGAAGAUGGUCAACGACCGGUGGAAGACCAUGGGCGGCGCUUCCCAACUUGAGGACCGGCCGCGCGAUAAGCCGCAGCCCCCGCCCGUAGUCAGCACCGGGUCGGCCGGUGCCAACAGCGCCCUGGUCACCGUGGACAGGGCCGACAGCUCGCGCCUCAGCAUUCUCAUCGACCCCCGCUGCCCCGACCUCGCCGAUGGCUUCGCCCGCCUGGAGGGCGCCCAGGCCUCCGUGCUGCAGGCGCUGACCCAGCGCCAGGCCGAGCCGCGGCUGGCGGGCGAACAGGAGCAGGAGCUGCUGGACACCCUGGCUGACCAGCUCCCCCGGCUGCUGGCCCGGGCCUCGGAGCUGCAGGCGGAGUGCGUGGGGCUGCGGAAGGGGCACAGCCUGCUGGGCCAGGGGCUCAGCGCCCUGCAGAGCGAGCAGGGCCGCCUCAUCCAGCUUCUCUCCGAGAGCCAAGGCCAUAUGGCUCACCUGGUGAACUCAGUCAGCGACGUCUUGGAAGCCCUGCAGAGAGACCGGGGGCUGGGCCGGCCCCACGUCAAGGCUGACCUUCAGAGGGCACCUACCAGGGGAUCACGGCCCCGGGGCUGUGCCAACGGCUCUCGGCCACGCGACUGUCUGGACGUCCUCCUGAGUGGACAGCAGGAAGAUGGUGUUUACUCUGUCUUCCCCACACACGACCCUGCUGGCUUCCAGGUCUACUGUGACAUGCGCACAGAUGGUGGCGGCUGGACAGUGUUUCAGCGCCGGGAGGAUGGCUCCGUGAACUUCUUCAGAGGCUGGGACGCCUACCGGGACGGCUUCGGCAAGCUCACGGGCGAGCACUGGCUAGGACUCAAGAGGAUUCAUGCCCUGACCACACAGGCGGCCUAUGAACUACACGUGGACCUGGAGGACUUUGACAACAGCACAGCCUACGCCCACUACAGGAGCUUUGGCGUGGGUUUGUUCUCCGUGGACCCUGAGGAAGAUGGGUACCCGCUCACUGUGGCUGACUACUCGGGCACUGCAGGGGACUCCCUCCUGAAGCACAGCGGCAUGAGGUUCACCACCAAGGACCGCGACAGUGACCACUCCGAGAACAACUGCGCCGCCUUCUACCGCGGUGCCUGGUGGUACCGCAACUGCCACACAUCCAACCUCAACGGGCAGUACCUGCGCGGCGCGCACGCCUCCUACGCCGACGGCAUCGAGUGGUCCUCCUGGACCGGCUGGCAGUACUCACUCAAGUUCUCCGAGAUGAAGAUCCGGCCGGUCCGUGAGGACCGCUAGCCAGGCGCACUGUCCAGCCCCGCCCACCGCCUGGCUCCGCCCCAUCCCCUGCUACCCACGCCCGCUGUCCCCUUGCCCGCCCCCAAAUCCGCUCUUGCUCAGCUGCCCGCCUGACCGCACGUGACUGAUGUGCUCUCGCUUUGGGGUGAGCCAGGCCAUCCCUGGACACUAAGCACCCCCUGGAAAAGUGAGGUCACACAUCACUUUCACACCAUCCCCACCCCUAAUUUGCCUCGGAUGGUGGGGGGCAAAUUUGGCCACCCCAAAUUCUACCUGCCCAGAUUUUGUUUCCUGGGCUGUGUCCACCUCCUCUUGACCAGGAGUCUGCCCUGUGCUCUGGCAGCCCUCUCUUUGUCAGUCCAAACACCCAGAGUAAUGGGCUCACAGAGGAGGGACAGACGGCACCCUGGAAUCUUUUAGCAGACAGCGGGAAGGGUCAGAUCUUUGAGUCAGUCUGAGGCCACCCUCCUCUGGCCCUCCUGCCCGCCUCUUCGUUUCUCUGGUGCCUGGAGAUCCCACCUCUCGUCCAAGGACUGGGGAGUGGCUGGUGCUAAGGGCUGCCUGGGCCCAUGGGCUGGGUGGCCACAUCCCACCAUGUCCCUGGGCCAGGCUGGGGUGAAGCUGCCUUCAGGAACUCACGCCCCAAUGUGACCGAGACCAGUUCCCUGGAGCCCUCCCCACCCAUCCACCCCUCUGUCUCUGCAGGACUGGGAGGCCCCCAGUCCCCUUAGCUGCUGGGCCCAGGCUCCUGCCUUCCUGGGGCAGCUGGAGACCAGCCCCACCCCAUUCUCCUGCCGGGGGAGGCAGGGGCAGGUCCUGCACCACUGGUCUGGGCUGGGCCAAGGAAGACCUCGUGGUUUUCUGGGUUUUGGCGGGCCUUGAACCACCCCCACCACCAAUUUCCAGGCAAGGACUCCAGGAUCCUAGGUCCUUCUAGGUGCAGGCCUGGAGGAUGAAGGCUGGAACCUGAGGGGUUUGGUGGCUGUUACCCCGUCAGCCAGAGGCUGCUGUCUCCGUGGGCAGGUCGCCCCCUGCUGGUGAUUGUGGAUGUUGCCACUUUGUGUGGGGCGGUAGGAAGGGCCUCACUGGCCAAGUAGGGAGACUGAGGCACCUGCCAGGCACUCAGACAUUUCUGAUUGAAUCCUCCCAAAGCCCAGCGUACUAUUAUUGCUCUCCUCCGACUGAAACGCAGGUUCCCACGGUCCACAAGCCGGAAGGGCAGGGCUGGGACUCCAGCCCUUAACCCCUGGCUGAGCAGCCUUGGGACCCUGAUACGUUUGCUGUCAGAACCAAGUGUAGGGCUGUUUUCCCAAGUUCCCACCUGUGGGGACCUGAGGGGGCCUUUGAGAGGGCCAGGAAGUCCACCUGGAGAGCCGCCCAGAGGGUGGGCAGCCCAGCGACUGACCCCUCCUCAGGCAGGCGGGAGAGGGUGUUUCCCUUACAGGACACCUGAAGGCAGUCAAAUGGCGGAGUGUGGGGUUCAGCUCUCCCUUCAAUAAUAAUAAAUCAGAGUUGGCCAGGGGCAGCAGGAAAAGCCCCUGUGCCACUGACUCGCCACAUGACCUAGCCGGUCCCCUCCAGCUCCACCUGGUUGUCGGCAUUCAGCAGGGUUCGCUGGACAUCCACUGUGGGCCAGGUUCUUCCCUGGAUGCUGAACAAGACCGAGUUCCUGCCCUCUUGGCGCUCCGUUGGAAUCAAGUCAGCCAAGAAACAGGCAAUUACAGCCCAGUGUGACCAGGGCAGUGACGGGAGCCGCACAGGGCAGGGUGGGGGCGGUGUGGAGGGAUGUGUAUAAGAUGACCACACGAGACCCCCUGAUGGGCCCCCUUUCUCAUUCUCUAGAAACCAACAGAGCCAGCCCACUCUGGCUGCUGGGACCCCCAGACAAGGAGCAGAGGCAGUGGGACCCUGAGUCCCCAUCCCGGGAGCCCCCUCUCCCCCCCAGCCCCAGGCUGCAGCCAGCUUCUGCUGCCAGCCUCGCAGUGCCAGCUACUGUUUAGAAAGUGCCAAGCACUUUCUGAUCUGUCAUCAAACAAACUCCUGGUGAGCGUGAUGUUAGUGGAGUCACAGAUGUGCGUGUGCUUUGGGAAGCUCCGGGACGCACGUGUCAGGGCUUGGCUGGGGAACAGACAUGCCACAGCUUGGGCCUGGCAGGGGGCCAGGGGAGGGUGGCCAUCAGGAGCAUCUGGCCGACCUGGAGACACCGGUUCCCUCCUACCGGAGAGCCCCAGCCCCACUCUCAGCCCAGACCUGGCACGACUGGGGGCGCGGCUGGGCCAAACACUGGCUAAGUGGGCACGAGUCCCAGCGUGGUGGGGACAGCCACGGCCAGUGCGCCCCCUUCCCAAAGGGCACCCCUUGACAGGCUGACCCACGACGCCUGAGUUGAUGGCUUGAUGGUGGGGUGCCUGUGGCCCAGUUAUACCACGUGACCAGAUCAAGCCCCUCCACUUCCUUCCCUGAUGAGGAGAGAGCCAAGCAGGGGAGGGGGGCUCUACAUGGGGAUCCUGAGGCAGUGCAUUUAUCCCCCAACAAGCUUCUGAAAGUUCCUUUCCACAAGCACAGGUAGGUUCUGUGGAAUCAGCCAAUGGCCUCGCUUCUUGCCUCUCAAACUUUGGAUACAUCUCUGGGAUGCCAUUCAGCUGGCCACCUUAGCUCUGUAGGUCCGGGGAUGAACAAACCCUGGGUAGCCUUGGCACAGGCGGCAGGAGAUAAGGAGAGAGCUGUGAGACAUUGUCAAAUUGCAUUUCCCCCUGCAGCCACAUGUAAAUAGAUUUUAUAAUGUUUGUCUUGGGGCAGAAGUGACAUUGAUAUCGCCAGCGCCCACUGCUUCCUGGUCCCCCGUGGCCACCCACCCUCACCCAUGCAGGCCUCUGGCCGGCCUGGCUGAGGCCAGAGCCCUGGAAGCUGGGAGCCCCAUCACCCAGCAGGAACUGCCAGCUGCAUCCGCUCCAGCAGGAGGUGGGGAGGUGGGGACACCAUGUCUGCUGACAUGGGGGUGGGGGGACAAGAGCAGGCCCCAGGCAGCUACAGAUCUCUGACCUAUGGAGUCUGAGGAGCAAGAUGCCGACAGGAGGACACAUCAGGAGAUUGUACACAGCCCAAGGACACGAGGCCUUGGUCCAGGUGGCUGGGGCCUCCCCAGGGCCUGUCUCCUCAUCUGCUUGCAGGGAGAGGGCUGUCUCCAAACCGAGUGGGCCAGGCAGCCAGCAGGACUCGGCAAACCCGGAGGGCUGAAGCUGGGCCUCAGUGCGAUUGGGGGAACCGGGCUCUGACCUGGGACUGGUCACUUUACCCGCUGCCAUUCCAACAGGCUGCCUGACUCUGUCCACACCAGGCUGGCGUGUGGGUGUGCUCCAGGGCUAGUGAGGGCGCUGGAGGGCCAGCACCGCCCACGACGGACAAAGCAUGGCAUGGGACAGGUGCUAGUGUGGCCCGUGUGUGCUUGGCGUCACGUGUGAUCCUGUCUCCAAUAAAGUCUCGUGGUGACCGACUCGG